CUCUGGGGCACAGCAUGAUGUCAGGCUCACAAACGGCUUCUCUGGAACACCCAUGCCUCAGCUGAGCGGACCUGGAGAGACGUCCACAGAGCUGUGAGUUGAUGUACUGCUCCUCUAUACCACAACUCUGCUUGGCAUUUAAGCAGCAGCCACUUCACUGCAAAGACGAUCACUCCAUCUGAUCUUUGUUUUUCAAGGAUUGGUGGAAAUGAAAGGUUGGACGGAGAAAUUUACAUUUAAUCCUAAAGAGGGGAUAGACAACCCGCUGAUGGUCAUCACAGAAGAGUCGACACCCAGGCCACGUCUGUGUGUGCUCAGAAAGGAGGAAGGCCAGUCUUACGGCUUUCAUCUGCGGCUGGAAUGGACACAACAAGGUCACAUCAUCAGAAAGGUGGUUUCAGGGGGGGUGGCGGAGCGUUGCGGACUUGAAGAUGGAGACAGGCUUCUUGAGGUCAACAACGUCUAUGUUGAGGAUGCUCCUCACCAGGAGGUGGCCAAGAGAAUCAGGCUGAGUGGACACCACUUAUGUUUGUUGGUGCUGGACGGAGACGAGUAUGAGAAGGCAGUGGCCUGGGGUCAUGACCUCCGUGACGUCGCCAGAACGCAUAAGGGUGACAACUCGGAACCGCCAAGGCUGUGUCACAUCAUCAGGGAUCCUGUCUCGGGUCUGGGCGUCAGCUUCACACCCGUGGGAGCUGAAAAAGGUUGCUUCUCUGUGAACCUGGUUGCUGGCGGGGCAGCCGAAAAGGCUGGAGUGCGUAAGGGGGAUCGCUUGGUGUGGAUGAAUGGAGCCGCAGUUUCCGAUCUCACACACUCAGCACUCAGGAGGAUGAUGAAAAAGUGUGGCACUCACAUCACCAUCCUCGUGAUCGACAGCGAGAGUGAGAAGAAAUACGCCAAGUUAAAUAUGCCCGUCCUCCCUUGUAUGGCCGUUGCACAUAACCUACCCUACAGCUCCAGAAAACUACACUUGGACUCUGCACCCGAGGGCUACGGCUUCCUGCUUCGCUUCGAAAGGGCGCCAUCGGGACGCACCGCUCAUGUGGUGCGCAAGGUGGACGCUGGCAGUCCAGCGCACAAGGCAGGGAUGCGGGACGGUGAGGUGCUGCUGGAGGUCAACGGGGUGUCAGUGGAGUCGCUGCAGCACGAUGAAAUUGUCAAGACAGUGAGAGCGAGCGGCCGACACAUCUCAUUCACUACUAUUACCCCUCAGGGUCAAGAGUUUUAUACGCAGUUAGGUCUGCCACCUCUCCUCUUCUGCGAGGAUGACGUUAUUGAGACGGGCAGCAGUGAAGCAGUCCAGGCAGCAGAGCAUUACCCACAAAAGGAUACAUCAUGUGAUCCGUCCAAGCACAGCAGGGUCUGCUCUCUCCAAAAAGGUCCCUUGGGAUUCGGCUUCAACCUUGGCUGCGUCCCACAGCGUCCUGGGACCUUCGUCAGUCAAGUGGCUGCCGGCAGUCCGGGGGAGAAAGCAGGACUAAAUGUGGGCGAUGUUGUAGUGGAAGUUAAUUGGCAAAAUGUGGAGGACCAAUGCUUGGAAGAUGUGGUCAAACUGGUGACGGAAGGCGGACAAGAGCUUUGCUUACGGGUCACGGAUAACGUGAGCUGUGAAAGAACCAAACAGGCUGACACACAUGCCGUCACCAACAGUAGGAAGACACGGAGGACUCACGUUUAUGACAAGAACAACAUGACUAAAACAAAUACAUCAACAUACUUGGACCUCUAAUGGGACUUGAAACUCCUACUUUUUUUCAUCCCAACGAGCUGCAUGGUCACUUUGAAGGACUUUAUCACAAGAUCUCACGUAAAACAUGCUAACAUACAUCACCUAGCUGUGGACCGCCUUGCUCGUAGUUGUAUUUAGUUGUCGUAAUGUCGAAUGCAUGUUCAAUCCUAUCAGCAAAUGUUUCCUUUUGGAAGUGACCAGCAGUAAAGUACGGAUGUUAACCCUGCAAAUGACUGUACGGUCUGCUGUGUUGCCUGUGGAAGAUGCAUGAACAUGUUUGUGUCGAAAUGUCUGCAUGCUUGUU
This is a messenger RNA of Dunckerocampus dactyliophorus (ringed pipefish), 2033 nucleotides long. RefSeq names its product NHERF family PDZ scaffold protein 4b (gene nherf4b). Gene Ontology annotation, biological process: protein localization to plasma membrane. Gene Ontology annotation, cellular component: apical plasma membrane. The transcript has 11 exons. The coding region runs from base 209 to 1729 and encodes 506 amino acids. The record is from RefSeq and is a predicted model, not a curated record. Lineage: Eukaryota; Metazoa; Chordata; Actinopteri; Syngnathiformes; Syngnathidae. Gene Ontology annotation, molecular function: protein binding; protein-membrane adaptor activity.